Sinocyclocheilus grahami is the source of this 1127-nucleotide messenger RNA. Its product is annotated as inositol 1,4,5-trisphosphate receptor type 1-like. The record is from RefSeq and is a predicted model, not a curated record. Gene Ontology annotation, biological process: calcium ion transport. NCBI's taxonomy places the organism in Eukaryota, Metazoa, Chordata, Actinopteri, Cypriniformes, Cyprinidae. The transcript has 3 exons. Bases 67 to 741 code for a protein of 224 amino acids.
UCAUUUUUCUGCCGUCUGACAGGCGACAGUAAGUCAGAGAAGUUCUUUAAAGUGUUUUACGAGCGGAUGAAGCUGGCCCAGCAAGAGAUAAAGGCAACUGUGAUGGUGAACACCAGUGAUCUGGGCAGCAAGCGCAAAGACGAGGAUGCCAACGACAAGGACACCCAAACACGCAAGAAAGUCAAGGAGGUUGCUGUAGUAACCGAGGAAGUGCGAGAGCAACUUAUUGAAGCUUCUACGGCCACUAAGAAGGCCUUCACCACUUACCGAAGGGAGGCAGACGCAGAUGAGCAUCUGAAUGUGGCAGAGGGGCAGAGCAGCACAGGAGAGAAGAACCAGGAUGACAAUGAGAUGAGCGUGAUCAUAACCACCAUGCAGCCAAUCCUGCGCCUUCUGCAGCUCCUUUGUGAGAACCACAACCGUGAACUGCAGAACUUCCUUCGCUGCCAGAACAACAAAAACAACUACAACUUGGUGUGUGAGACACUGCAGUUCCUGGAUUGUAUAUGUGGCAGCACUACAGGAGGUCUGGGGCUGCUGGGGCUUUAUAUUAACGAGAAGAAUGUCGCUCUCAUAAACCAGACUGUGGAGAGCCUGACAGAGUACUGCCAGGGCCCUUGCCAUGAAAACCAGGUGGACCUGACACAUCCACACCCUCUUUCUAUUCCAUACUUUAAAGAAAUAGUUAAUCCAAGAAUGAAAAUUCGGUUGUCAUUUACUCUCACCAUAAAAGCAUCAUAAUAUUAUUUUAUGAAUAAGUGAGCACUGUGUUCAAAGUCUACUUAGCCUCCUGAUGAUUUUGGGAAACGCAGCUCUGAACAGUCUGAUUCGAGAAAUACAGUAAUCAUUUAGACGGGAUCCAUUGAUUCUUUUGUGAAUUAGAUGUCAUUUGUAAAUCUCUUCUUGUAUCAUUAACUCAAAACACCAAGGAGGGUAAAUGAUGCCAGAAUUUUAAUUAUUAAUUGAACUUUCGCUUUAAGAUUUUGCAGCCUUAGACGCACGUACACUAUAUACCCACUAUUGUCUACUCAAGAUGAUGGCAAAAUCUUUCUUUGUGUAUCGGGGCUAGGCAUUAUGCAACUUUUCAUAGGACAUUCAUAAUGGGGCUGAUUAUCGUCAUUGUCCUA